AUGGUGAGCUAUUUGGUUCAUUGGUGUGGAACGAUGAAUACAGGAAACUGGAGUUUGAUUUUCGCCGACUCGCUUUUUACUGUGUGCGGUUACGGCAUCGCUCGUCUGAGUGGAAGUCACCAUGUCAUGAUACAUUCGAGUGACAUCGAAGGACCACACGGAGUCGCUAAAGGAUUUCAUAGGAACUAUGCCCUGUUGCCACCCAACUUCAUGUCGUAUGCUCAAACUAGCUUUGAUGUGAGUUCUGCAAUACUUUCCUCGAUCAGUAAGAUGUGA
Cooperia oncophora is the source of this 276-nucleotide messenger RNA. The record is from the annotation of a GenBank genome assembly. Lineage: Eukaryota; Metazoa; Nematoda; Chromadorea; Rhabditida; Trichostrongylidae.